Messenger RNA from Rotaria sp. Silwood1, 3201 nucleotides. The record is from the annotation of a GenBank genome assembly. Lineage: Eukaryota; Metazoa; Rotifera; Eurotatoria; Philodinida; Philodinidae.
AUGGAAGAGAAUAUCGCUCAGAAACUACGACAUGUUCAAACGGCAGUUGAAACUUUAAAAAUUUGUCAAAAUGAUCCACCAAAUGAGUUAACUAACAAUUAUGGUUUUAUCAAAUUUGAUGAAAAUAUAGUUGAUGCUACUACACGUCUUUCACAAUAUAUAAGGUUAAGUCUUAAUACAAAUGCUGCAACAGUGGUUAAAUUUAUGCAACAAGGUUGGUGUUUACCAAAACCUGAUUUAAUUAUAUCUGUGACUGGUGGAGCAAAAAAUUUUGAUAUGUCAACACGUCUUAGAAAGAUAUUUCAAAGUGGUUUAGUUUCUGCUGCUAUUACAACAAAUGCAUGGUUAAUUACAGCUGGAACAAAUACUGGUGUUGUUAAAGAAGUUGGUGAAGCUCUUAAUAAAUAUCGUUAUAAAAAUCGAAAAAAUGGUGUUGAUGUACCAUGUAUUGGUAUUGGUAGUUGGGGUUAUACUACAGGAAAUGAACAACUUGAUUGUCAAUCGACAACUUUUUCUACAGAUGCAAGUACUAUAAAAGAAAUAGUUCCAUCUAUGAGACAUCGUUUUAAUAAAAUAACACAUACUAAUCUUAUGGGUAAUGAUCAUCAAUAUGCAGUUCGACAUUAUACUGUCAAAGAAAAGAUAAGAAAACGUUGUGAUUUAGAACCUAAUCAUACUCAUUUUUUAUUAUUUGAUGAUGGACAACCAAAUGCCGAUACUGUUCUAUCAUUACGAGCAGAAAUUGAAAAGUAUUGUCGAAAUACAUGCAUAGAUACUGAUACAGACGGAACAGUUGAAUCAUUAAUACCUAUUGUUAUGGUUUUGGUUGAAGGUGGUCCAUCAUCGAUUCGAACAAUUUGUGAGGCACUUGAUUCGAAUACACCAGUUGUUGUUAUCAAGGAAUCAGGUCGUGCUGCUGAUCUUAUUGCUGAAUUACAUGCUUGUUAUACUGAAAGCGAGAAUGAUGAUGAUAAUGUCCAUCCUACACGACUGCAAACCAGUUUAGCUAAAAGUGGUUCAAAAGAAACAAAGAUCAAUGCGAUUUUGACUAAAGCACAAGCUGCUAUUACAGAACUUCAUGAAGUUAUAGAUAAUCUAUGUCGAGUAUUAAACGAACGUAAACAAUUAGUGACAAUUUUCAAAUUUGAUAGUAAACGAUAUCAUGGAAAUCUUGAAGAUGCUAUUCUAGAAUCUUUAUUUAAUGCUGCAAAAUUUUCUGGUGAUCAUAUUGAACGAAAUCGUCGAACAGUAGAACUUAAAUUAGCUAUAGCUUGGCAUAAAUUUAAUUAUGCUCAAAAAUAUCUUCUUACUGAUACAACAAUAUCUAAUUGGAAAGAAGAUGAUCUACAACGUGCUCUUUUCAAUGCACUUCAUCGCGGUCAUGUUGAUUUUGUUGAAUUACUCAUUGAAUUUGGUGCAUCACUUGAAAAAUUGACAAAUGGAGAUCUUAAACAACUUUAUGCAACAACAUUGAAUUCAUCAGUAGCACCAUUAUUUGGUGCAUUAAUCUAUCGACGUGCAGCAAACUUAGAACUUGAUGUCGAUAUAAAACAACAAUAUAAAGAAAAUGCUAAUCAAUUUGAUACACAUGCUAUGUCAAUUAUUGAUCGAUGUUUGGAUAAUGAUGAAAAUUUUGCUAUUAAUCUUCUAAAACAUCCUGCUGUUGCAUUUAAUGAUAUUUAUCCAUUACAAUUAGCACGGAAAGUUAAUUGUAAAUCAUUUCUUGCAUCAAAAUGUGUUCAAAAAUAUCUUGAUCAUCAAUGGUUUGGAUGUAUUAAUUAUAAAAGAACGGCUAUUAAUUUUCGAGUGUUUCUUUGUUCAUUAUUUUUUCCAUUAUUUCCAAUAUUUUGUAUCUUUUUACCUUAUACACAGAAACGUAAAAAAAUGCGUCGAAGUACUCAAAAUCAAUCAAAAAUUAGUCAAUGGACUGAGAUGAAUCAUUUUAUCGGAUCUGUUCAGCAAGAAGAAAAAGAAUAUGUUUCAUGGUACGAUAAAAUAAAAUAUUUUUAUGAAGCACCUAUUGUACGAUUUUAUUAUUAUACGAUAUUUUAUAUUUUAUUUCUUGGCUUAUUCAGUUUUGUUCUUCUUGUUAAUUAUUUUCCAUUAAAUAUCUAUAAUGAACGUCAAUCGGGUAUUCAAAUGUUACCAAUACCGAUAACUGAAAUAAUUCUUCAUAUUUGUUUUUGGAGUUUCAUUAUUGAAGAAAUACGCCAGUUUUUAUUUGUCGAUUCAAAACUAGAAUAUAUAUCAGGAAUAUGGCAUAUGAUUGAUACGAUUGGAGCGAUAUUAUAUCUAAUAAGUUUUAUUACACGAUUUAUUGUUCUUGAACCACUUUUUGUUGUAUCAAAAAUAUUCUUAUCUCUUGAUUUGAUACUUUGGUAUGUUCGUACAUUAGAACUAUUUGCUACUUUUGAAAAAUUAGGACCGAAAUUGAUUAUGAUUUUUAAUACAAUGAAAGACUUACUAUUUUUUGUUUGUUUUAUUCUUAUAUUUUUUCUUGGAUAUUCAAUAUCAUCAUGGUCAUUAAUAACUACAGAUAAUCAAGUUUCUUGGAAUUAUAAUAGUGAUGGUUCAGUAACAAGUGAUGGAAGUGGUUUAUGGACAUGGCAAUUAUUACGUGAUGUUACAAAUUUUGGUGUUUGGAAAAUUUUUGGACAAGUAGAUCCAAUUGAUGGUACAAACGCAUAUUCUGUUGUAACUUUUAUAUUGACUAUACUAUUUGUUGCUAUUUCUAAUGUACUUCUUCUUAAUGUACUUGUUGCUUUAUUUAAUGUUACAAUUGAAAAUGUUCAAAUACAAUCUCAUCAAAUAUGGCGAUAUCAACGUUUUUUACUUGUUAAUGAAUAUAAUAAUAAACCUCCAUUACCACCACCUUUUACUACUAUUUAUUAUCUUUAUACUAUUGUUUGCUAUAUAAUCGAAAAAAUUCAAUGUUAUCACCAAAAAUGUCGACAUGGUGCCUGUGAAAAUUCCAAGGAUUCAAUUGAUUCAAGUGAAAAAAAAGUCCGAGAAGACUUUAAAAUUAGUAAUGCAAUGCAACGUGAAAGUGCCAUAGCUGCUGAUUAUUGGAGUUAUAUGUUAAAACAUGGAAACAAAGAUCCAGUUGAAGCUGCAAUACAAAAUAUUGAACAAAAACUGCAUGAUUUGCAAGAACAGAUACAUGAUAUGAUGAAUACUGGACCAAUAAGAUCUAUUCAAUAA